AUGCCUGGGUAUUUUAACAGGAAUAUUCUACUUCUAACAGACACCCUGACUGAUAUACAUGUAUUGUUAUUAUUAUUAUCAUUAUUAUUAUUAUUGUUGUUGUUGUUGUUAUUAUUAUCAUUGUUAGAUUUAUAUAAAAAUGGUCUACAGAGGGGUAACUUUCUCCCAUUUAUUGAUGUACUAAAGGAUCAUUGUACUAUUAUCCAACUGGAUUCAAUUGAUUACAGGAAGAAGUUAUUAUUAUCUGAAGGAGUGUAUUUAGUUUCUUGUACUGUACAUGUGUGUCUUCUGUCUAGUCCUAAUUCGUCUAUCAAUAAUUCUAAAUUGUUUCAAUUAUUUACUGAACUCUGUCAAAGGGAAGGAAAAGUUAUUUCACGGACCAAGUUAAAGUUUUUAGGACAAGAGCUACUCAUAGACCAGUCAUGUGCUGACUUGGCAUAUUUCCACUUUGAUGAGCUUUGUAACAGACCCCUAAGUGCUGCUGAUUACAUUGAAAUAUGUAAAGUAUUCAAUACAAUAUUCAUACAAGAUAUUCCAUGCAUUACUAACCAAAUGAGGACUCAAGGAAGACGAUUCAUUACACUAAUAGAUACACUCUAUGAUCAUAAAGUUGAGUUAGUGUGUACAGCUCAAACUUCUCCUUCAAAAUUAUUUUCCAAUAAAAUAAUGAAAAGUGACAGUGAUCAUACCAGACAACUAAUGGAUGACCUUCAAAUUAAUCAAGAGGAUGCAGUGUCUUACAGUAUAUUUACUGGUGAGGAAGAGCUCUUUGCUUAUGACAGAACAAUAUCAAGACUGUAUGAGAUGCAGAGUAAUGAAUAUAUAAUGAUUAAUAAUAAUAAUGAUAAUUGAUUAUUUAAUACAUGUAGCUUAUAUUUAUUAUUAUUUUUAUUAUUUUCACCAAAUUAUGUACGUGUAGCUUUUAAAAAACAUGGACCUGUUUGUGUCCAUAUAUGGCAA
Molecule: messenger RNA, 960 nt
Organism: Amphimedon queenslandica
Lineage: Eukaryota; Metazoa; Porifera; Demospongiae; Haplosclerida; Niphatidae
Product: lactation elevated protein 1-like
Exons: 8
Coding region: 1-852 (283 amino acids)
Cellular component (GO): cytoplasm; mitochondrion
Molecular function (GO): ATP binding; ATP hydrolysis activity
Source: RefSeq, a predicted model, not a curated record